AUGCAAAGAAAAAGAUAUUUUUCACAAUACCAAAGUCCCAAUAUUGUGAUAGUUCCCACAAGCUCGCCUACAAAUCAAUCACCUUCAAAGAAAAUAAAGAACGAUGGUGAAACUGUUGAUAAAAAUGAACCAGUAAAAAGUAAGAAUAUUAUUAGCUCACUCCUAAAAGAUCAGAUGCAGCAGAAGGUACAAAAUAUUAAUAGCAAUGAAAUUGUAGAGAGUUUAACAUCUUGUAAAAGUGACAAAGAAAAUGAAUUUGAUUCCGAUGUAAUGAUCAACGAUCAAAAAAGUAAAGGCAACAUAAAUAACAAACUAGAACAAAACAAUAACUCUUGCGUUAUUAAAACCACAAUUAGUAUUGAAAAAAAUAUGGUAGAUAAUUUAAAGCAACCAAAAAUAUUCAAGGUAACGAAGGAGGAGUUAUCAAAGGCUGCAAAACCUGAAAGUAGUGUAGAUCGCACUAAUACAAGAAGCGAAAAUGGGGUAAACCAAAACACUAAACAAAAUACUACAGACAGUAAUUUAUCACAAGGUAACAAUCAUAGUUAUGAAUUUUUAAACCAGUCAAAAACCUUAAAAUGUGAAACUGAUGACAGAAUUAUUGAAUACAAGGACACAAUUGGGCCAACAACAACUAGUACUACAAUACAGACCAAAACAGACUUAAACUAUAAUAGUUGUGAAAAAAUUGUCAAAGAUGUUAAAAUAGACAACAAUGAUAAGCGUGAAAAUGAUUGCAAAAUAAAGAAUAAACAUCCGUAUAAUAAACAAGAAUGCAAUAUAUUAAUAAAUAAGUUAUUUACCAAAUUUGAUGAAAUUGUAGCUCAAAAAUUAAAGGGCAAAAUGUGUGAUAAUUUUAAGGAAAAUUAUUCAGAAAUUACUAUAACCCAUUCUGAUUACUACCCUUUGAAUUUGCAACAAGUUCUACAAGAUCCAAGAAAGAAAUUUAAUAUAGAUCAAAUACGUCAACUAGGAAUACAGUUAGUGGCUGCUGUAGUAUUAUUGAGGAACAAUAAUAUUGUGCACUGCGAUAUUAAACCCAGUCACAUCCUUUUUGACAUUACAAUAACCAAACUUAAACUGUGUGGAUUUGAUGAAGCAUAUUAUUACUCUUACUCCAAUAAUUUGUCUGCAAAUGCUGGGACGCUAAAUUACCGACCACCGGAAUUAAUUUUGGGAUAUUCAAAUAGAUUCAGUAUCGAUGUCUGGUCUACAGCUUUGGUGAUGUAUGAAAUGGCAACAAAAUCCAUGCUUUUUCCGGGAACAACCAACAAUAACAUUUUAUUCAAACAAAUGAGCAUACUUGGAAGACUACCAGAUGAUAUGAUUCAGUGGUCCAGAUUUAAAAAUGAACAUUUCAAUGGAACAGCUUUUAUAAAAAUAACAGGUUCUGGUGCAAGGAAUGAAAUCAGGAUAAAUAAUUUUACUAAGCGCAGUACUACAAUAACUACUUCAAUUUUUAAUGCAUUCUCAAAUGACUUGGAAGGAAUGAUAAAUGCAGCAUCUAAACUGGUAUUAUUCAGUAGAUUAAUUGAGAAAAUGUUGGUUUUACAUCCCAAAAAUAGACUAACUAUAGAAUAUGUGUAUGCAAAUGCUUUUUUUUCUACAAAGUAA
This is a messenger RNA of Parnassius apollo (apollo), 1614 nucleotides long. The record is from the annotation of a GenBank genome assembly. NCBI's taxonomy places the organism in Eukaryota, Metazoa, Arthropoda, Insecta, Lepidoptera, Papilionidae.